GACGUAGGGGCGGUGGCAGCGCGUGUUUCAGCUCGGGGUCGGGGCUUUGGAUUUAGCGAGCGGCGGCAGGUGGUGGGCUGUCCCGGCUCCUCGGGGCGCGUGGAGUAUUUUUGGCGCUCGCGGCUGAGUCUGUUACUCUGUUGGGCCUGUUGGCGAGAGGGACGUGGAGGAGAGGUUCUGUGGGCGCAGCGCUGGGGCCCCUGAAGGGGAAGGGAGCAGCCGCACCUGAGGGCAGCGCUGCGGCCCGGGAAGAGGAGGAGAAGGGACGGUCCCCGCGGGCAGGGUCCGAACUCGCUGGGAUCAGAGCUGGUCUGGAGCCGCCGCGCGAUGCUCGGGGCCCGGUGCCUGCUCCGAGCCCUGCGCUCCUGUUCCUCCGCUCCCUGCCCGAGACACAAGCCUUCCGCUAAACUGAGCGUGCGGGAUGCUCUCGGGGCCCAGAACACGAGUGGGGAGCGCGUUAAGGUCCAGGGAUGGAUUCGUUCAGUCCGGUCCCAGAAGGAAGUCUUGUUCCUGCAUAUAAAUGAUGGGUCAUCUUUGGAAAGCCUUCAGGUUGUAGCAGAUUCAAGCUUUGACAGCAAAGAACUGGCUUUUGGGAGUUCUGUGGAAGUUCAAGGGCAGCUGGUAAAAAGUCCAUCCAAAAGGCAAAAUGUGGAACUGAAGGCAGAAAAAAUUGAAGUUGUUGGAAAUUGUGAUGCCAAGGCUUUCCCUUUUAAAUAUAAAGAGAGGCAUCCUCUGGAGUAUCUGAGACAGUACCCUCACCUUAGGUGCAGGACUAAUGUCCUGGGUUCUAUCCUGAGGGUCCGCAGUGAAGCCACAGCUGCUAUUCAUUCUUUCUUUAAGGACAGUGGCUUUGUGCACAUUCAUACUCCAAUAAUCACAUCCAAUGACUGUGAGGGGGCUGGAGAACUUUUUCGAGUUGAACCUUCAAGCAAAGUAAAGGUCCCUGAGGAGAAUUUCUUCAAUGUUCCUGCUUUCUUAACUGUCUCGGGACAGCUUCACCUAGAAGUGAUGUCAGGAGCUUUUACUCAAGUGUUUACCUUUGGUCCAACAUUCCGAGCAGAGAAUUCUCAGAGCCGGAGACACCUGGCAGAGUUUUAUAUGGUAGAAGCAGAGAUUUCUUUUGUUGAGAGCCUUCAAGAUCUCAUGCAGGUUAUGGAGCGGCUUUUCAAGACUGCAACCAUGCUGGUUCUCUCAAAUUGUCCUGAAGACAUUGAACUCUGUCACAGAUUCAUAGCUCCUGGCCAAAAGGACAGAUUAGAACAUAUGCUAAAAAACAACUUUUUAAUCAUUUCUUAUACUGAAGCAGUGGAGAUCUUAAAGCAGGCGUCCCAGAACUUCACCUUCACCCCAGAGUGGGGUGUUGAUCUACACACUGAACAUGAAAAGUUCCUGGUGAAGCACUGUGGCAACAUACCAGUCUUUGUCGUUAAUUAUCCGUUAGCACUCAAGCCUUUCUACAUGAGAGAUAAUGAAGAUGGCCCUCAGCACACAGUUGCUGCUGUUGAUCUUCUGGUUCCUGGAGUUGGAGAGCUCUUUGGAGGUAGCCUCAGAGAGGAACGCUACCAUUUCUUAGAGCAGCGACUGGCCAGAUCAGGACUGACAGAAGCCUACCAAUGGUAUCUGGACCUCCGUCGAUUUGGAUCUGUGCCACAUGGAGGUUUUGGGAUGGGAUUUGAACGCUAUCUGCAGUGCAUCUUGGGAAUUGACAAUAUCAAAGAUGUUAUCCCUUUUCCAAGAUUUACUCAUUCAUGUCUUUUAUAGCUGGAAGACUGGUUGAGGAAGAUCACUCCAUGCCGGAGGUGUUGCACAUGAGUGUCCACACAGGAGAGUGAAUGUUUGAAUUUUAGAAAUGCAGAAGUUUUCACAUGUAAUUGUCAUGCUGUAAGAUAUAAUAUAUGAAAAAUAGAAAUGAUCAUGAUUUUCUUAGAAAGUUGAGAGCAGGGGCCAGCCCCAUGGCUGAGCGGUAAGUUUGUACGCUCCGCUUCGGCAGCUCAGGGUUUCUCUGGUUCAGAUCCUGGGCACGGACGUGGCGCUGCUCAUCAGGCCAUGCUGAGGCAGCAUCCCACACAGCACAACCAGAAGGACCUACAACUAGAGUAUACAACUAUGUACUGGGGGCUUUGGGGAGAGGAAGAAGAAAAAAAACAAAGUUGAAAGCAUUUCAUGGAAAGAUGAACUCCUUCAAGAAGAAGUACUUACAGCAGGUAGAAUCUCAACUCUAUUAUGUCAGUUAAGAAGAAAUGAAGCAGUUGAACUAGAUGGUCCCAAAGUUCCUUUCAAACUUGAAGACAGUGAGAGACAAUGUAUUUUACUUUGUCUUUAAUUAUUGGAUCCUGCCCUGUGUGACCUUGAGAAACAACUAGUAGCUAAAAAUAAAAUGUUGUUGGAUAUUUUCUCCCCUGCAUUUAACCUGUGAUAAAUGCCCAUCUUAUUCUCAGUGUUUUACUAAACAUUACAGAAGAAAAUAUUCCUUUUUUGGGGCCUUAACUGAGUUAAUAAAGUUGCUAUUCUGAAUUGAAA
Equus caballus (horse) is the source of this 2520-nucleotide messenger RNA. It is a transcript of the gene NARS2, whose product is annotated as asparaginyl-tRNA synthetase 2, mitochondrial. Gene Ontology annotation, biological process: asparaginyl-tRNA aminoacylation. NCBI's taxonomy places the organism in Eukaryota, Metazoa, Chordata, Mammalia, Perissodactyla, Equidae. Gene Ontology annotation, molecular function: ATP binding; nucleic acid binding; asparagine-tRNA ligase activity. Gene Ontology annotation, cellular component: mitochondrion. The record is from RefSeq and is a predicted model, not a curated record.